CGAUUCUCUUAUCCUUCGACAAGGAAGAGAUCCAAGGCAGGAGAAGGAAAAACUUAUUACAAAAAAGAAAAAAAGAAAAAAAAAAGAAAAAGAAAACAAAGAGAGAAUCAUGGGAAUAAACUCCCCGAAUCGGUGGCUUUCAUUAGCGCUUCUCGUGAUCUGUCUCUCGUCCUCCGGUGUUGUCGCUGCCAAGAAGAAGAAGAACGCUGGCGUCACUUACGAUGGAACCUCUCUCAUCAUCAAUGGCAAAAGAGAGCUUCUUUACUCCGGCUCUGUUCACUACCCUCGCAGCACCCCUGAUAUGUGGCCGAACAUCAUCAAGAGGGCGAAACAAGGCGGUCUGAACACGAUUCAGACAUACGUCUUCUGGAACGUCCACGAGCCUGAACAGGGGAAGUUCAAUUUUUCCGGGAAUGCCGACUUGGUCAAGUUCAUCAAGUUGAUUGAGAAGAAUGGCAUGUACGUGACACUGAGGCUUGGCCCCUUCAUCCAGGCCGAGUGGACUCACGGAGGACUUCCCUAUUGGUUACGAGAAGUGCCUGGGAUCUUCUUCCGCACCGACAACAAAGAGUUCAAGGAACAUACGGAAAGGUACGUACGGACAAUAAUCGAAAAGAUGAAGGACGAGAAGCUGUUCGCUUCACAAGGAGGCCCCAUUAUAUUAGGACAGAUAGAAAACGAGUACAGCGCGGUUCAACGCGCGUAUAAAGAUGACGGCUUGAAGUACAUUAACUGGGCAUCCGAUCUUGUCCACUCCAUGAAUCUCGGGAUCCCGUGGGUUAUGUGCAAGCAGAACGAUGCUCCCGACCCUAUCAUUAACGCUUGCAACGGUAGGCAUUGUGGCGAUACAUUCCCUGGCCCGAACAGACCUAACAAGCCUUCCUUAUGGACCGAGAACUGGACUACUCAGUUCCGUGUUUUUGGAGAUCCUCCGACGCAAAGAUCAGUGGAAGACAUUGCGUUUUCCGUCGCUCGGUUCUUCUCCAAGAACGGAACUCACGUUAACUAUUACAUGUACCAUGGAGGAACAAACUUCGGAAGAACCUCUGCACAUUAUGUGACCACUCGUUACUACGAUGACGCGCCUCUUGAUGAAUUCGGUUUGGAGAAGGAACCGAAAUACGGACAUCUCAAGCACCUACACAACGCCCUCAACCUCUGCAAGAAACCACUUCUCUGGGGGCAACCUCGGAGCGAGAAGCCGGGGCCAGACACAGAGAUUAGGUACUAUGAGCAGCCUGGAACAAAAUCUUGCGCUGCAUUCUUGGCUAAUAACAACACAGAAGUUUCAGUAGCUGUAAAUUUCAAAGGCAGGAAUUACAUCAUACCGCCUCGAUCCAUCAGUAUCCUUCCGGACUGCAAGACCAUCGUUUAUAACACCGCGCAGAUUGUGUCUCAGCACACUUCAAGGAACUUCGUCAGAUCCAAAAAGACAAACAAGAAGUUCGAGUUUAGCGUGUUUAGCGAGUCUGUCCCCAAAGGCCUUGACGGUGAUUCCUACAUUCCGGUUGAACUCUACGGCUUGAAUAAAGACAAGACGGACUAUGCAUGGUACACCACAAGCUUCAAGGUCGAAAAGAAAGAUCUUACGGAAAAGAAACCUACUUUGAGGAUCGCCAGUCUCGGCCACGCAUUGCAUGUUUGGAUGAACGGGAAAUACAUCGGUAAGGCGCAUGGAAGCCACGAAGAGAAGAGCUUUGUCUUCCAGAAACCUGUUGAUUUGAAACAGGGCGUGAACCACCUCGCCAUGUUGGGGGUCCUAACCGGAUAUCCAGACAGUGGAUCUUACAUGGAGCACAGAUACACCGGCCCUCGAGGUGUUUCCCUCCUGGGUUUGAACUCUGGAACAGUUGAUCUCACGGAGCACAACAAAUGGGGAAACAAGGUCGGCAUGGAGGGCGAAAAACUCGGUAUCCACACCGAGGAAGGCUUGAAGAAGGUGAAAUGGCAGAAAUUUUACGGAAACGCGCCAGGGCUUACAUGGUACAAGACGUAUUUUGACGCGCCUGAGAGCCAAAACUCGGUAGCAAUUCGAAUGAAUGGAAUGGGGAAAGGGUUGAUAUGGGUGAACGGCAAUGGCGUUGGGAGAUACUGGAUGUCCUUCUUGUCCCCACUAGGCGAACCAACUCAGACCGAGUACCAUAUCCCGAGAUCUUUCUUGAAGCCCACGCAAAACCUCCUCGUGAUUUUCGAGGAAGAGCCCGGCGUCAAACCAGAGUCCAUCGACUUCGUGAUCGUUAACAGAGACACCGUCUGUUCUUACAUCGCGGAAGACUACGCACCGAGCGUCAGACACUGGGCGAGGAAGAAGGAUGAGAUUCAGGCCAUCACCAAAGGUGUUCAUCUCACUGCUUCCCUCAAAUGCUCGGGAGCAAAGAAGAUCGUGGCUGUGGAGUUUGCCAGCUUUGGUAACCCUACUGGAACCUGUGGAAACUUUACCCUUGGAACCUGUAACGCUCCUGUCUCCAAACAAGUCAUCGAGAAGGCUUGUUUGGGGAAGGCAGAGUGCGUGAUCCCAGUGAACAAGGGCACGUUCCAACAAGACAAGAAGGAUCCUUGCCCUAAGACGGUCAAGACACUCGCCGUUCAAGUCAAGUGUCGUUCCGACAAGAAGAAUUAAUCCACGAGAAUUCUGCUUUUUGAUUUUUUUCCCAUUAAAUUAUUAUUAUAUUGAGAAAUCUCUCAUGAUAUGUAUGAUAAAUUUUUGAACUAUA
Tarenaya hassleriana is the source of this 2714-nucleotide messenger RNA. RefSeq names its product beta-galactosidase 11-like. Gene Ontology annotation, cellular component: cell wall; vacuole. Gene Ontology annotation, molecular function: carbohydrate binding; beta-galactosidase activity. NCBI's taxonomy places the organism in Eukaryota, Viridiplantae, Streptophyta, Magnoliopsida, Brassicales, Cleomaceae. The record is from RefSeq and is a predicted model, not a curated record. Gene Ontology annotation, biological process: carbohydrate metabolic process. Bases 110 to 2620 code for a protein of 836 amino acids. The transcript is spliced from 18 exons.